Molecule: messenger RNA, 1838 nt
Organism: Lates calcarifer (barramundi perch)
Lineage: Eukaryota; Metazoa; Chordata; Actinopteri; Centropomidae
Product: ankyrin repeat and SAM domain-containing protein 4B
Exons: 2
Coding region: 94-1380 (428 amino acids)
Molecular function (GO): protein binding
Source: RefSeq, a predicted model, not a curated record
CCAGUGAUCACUUUGUUUGCUCGGGUCUGCUGUCGCCUCAGUCUGUGCAUCUGACGGGUGGAUUUGGUUGAACCUUUUCUGCUCCUUUAAGAAAUGUCUAGGUACCACAAAGCAGCGAUUGAUGGCAAUUUGGACCUGCUGAAGGAGGCCACAAGGAAAGACCUGAACACUAAGGAUGAAGAUGGCAUGACUCCCACCUUACUGGCUGCUUUCCAUGGACGUAUUGAUGCUCUUCAGCUCAUAUGCAGCAGAGAAGGGGACCCAAACAAGUGUGACAUCUGGGGAAACACACCAUUGCAUCAUGCUGCAGCUAAUGGCCACAUGCACAUCCUCAGCUUUCUGGUCAACUUCGGUGCCAACCUUUUCGCACUGGACAAUGACUUCCACACAGCUAUGGACGUUGCCGCCUCUCGUGACCAAAUGGAAUGUGUGCGCUUCUUAGAUGCUGCUGCAUCGCAGCAGACCAACCAAAAUCCCAAGAAGGUCGCCAAUCUAAAGAAGGAGGCUAUCAAGGAAGCAGAAAAACAUGUGAAACUCUGUGAGAAGGUGAAGAAGAAACACCAGAAAGAGAUGGAUAAAAUACACCGCGGGGCAAGCAACACUAGGUCUGUUUCGGAGGCCAGCAUGGCACUUAACAGUGGUACCAUUACUGGUGUCAAUGAGCAGUUCUCCAAGAUUAUUGCUCCUAAUAAAUCCGGCUCUCUUACAGCCAGGGUUAAAGGCACCCUCCAGGGGAAGCUUGGGAAGAAAGAUAAAGGCACGCUGCAGAGUUCAGGAAGAGAUGGGAACGUUAUUUUCCUCAAGCAGGAAAAUAGAACAUCUGAGAAGCCAGAGUUUCUGGAUGUCUUCAACGAGCAGGAUGAAAACAUGAUAGAAGACAGAAUGGGAGGGUAUGACGAUUAUGAUGACAAUGAUGAGCCAGGCCAAAUAAAACAGUCCAUCUUCAACAGGCCUGGUCUUGGUGGUCUGAUUUUCAUGGAUAAGAUGGGGCGGGAGCCAGAGGAUGUUCCCAGUGGGAACAUUGAAAACCUUGGCUACCUCAUUCAAAACAAGCUGUUUGAGGCAGAGGAUGAUGUUGAUGGCUUUGGGGGGACUGACGACAGCGACGUACCCUGGGAUCAGGAAGAUCUGGGCCUGGAUGAUAAUGAAGAUGAGGAAACCUCUCCUUUGGAUACUUUCUUGUCUGCCAUCUCUUUGCCAGAGUUUGCCCACGCAUUCAACAGAGAACACCUGGACCUGGAGGCGCUCAUGCUGUGCUCUGAUGAAGACCUGAAAGGCAUUCGCAUCCAGCUCGGACCCAGGAAGAAGAUCCUGGAGGCUGCUGCUCGCAGAAAGAGCGCACUGGAGAAUCCUGGCAUCAUGAUGGACAGCUGCUUGUGAUUCAAUAAAAUGAUAUGAUAUGAUUGAGCAAACUCUCUCUCCAAAAACAUUACUCUUCUUUAAAGUGAUCAAACUUACAUAGUACUUUAUCAGAGAAGGAAGAACAUUGUGCACUGCUCCAUUUAUACACUGUUAUCCAUAUAAUAACCAAUUACAAACUGCAUGACAGGAGAGUCAGGACCUACAGUAUCAAUGAGAGGAAAAUUGUUGUAUUAUAUUAUAUUAAGGCAAAAUAAAAAAGAAAAAUCACAGAUACCUGAUUUUAAAUUUCUAUCACCAUAUAGACAAAAAAAGAUGUUUUAAUGUAGAACUGAUGAUUGUUUCUGUCCGUUAGAUAAUGGGUGAUUUGUUUGUGGUGUCUUUUUUUUCUGAUAAUUAUUUUAAAAUAUUAACAUACAACAUAAUUGUCAAAUAAAUUUUUUUUUUGUAAAAAAGUGCAAAAUAAUGUCUCAAACAGU